Messenger RNA from Morus notabilis, 2756 nucleotides. RefSeq names its product monosaccharide-sensing protein 2. Lineage: Eukaryota; Viridiplantae; Streptophyta; Magnoliopsida; Rosales; Moraceae. The coding region runs from base 281 to 2503 and encodes 740 amino acids. Gene Ontology annotation, biological process: transmembrane transport. The transcript has 6 exons. Gene Ontology annotation, molecular function: myo-inositol:proton symporter activity. The record is from RefSeq and is a predicted model, not a curated record. Gene Ontology annotation, cellular component: membrane.
CACCAGUUUAGCGCUCAAUACAUUUCCAUACACCCCUUUUCCUUUAUUUGCUUUCUCUCUCCCCAACUGUUCUUUAGGACUCUUCCUCAUUUUUCUAUUUUUCAGUUACGUUUUUUAUUCACUCGGUCUUUGGAAAUCCCUUCCUCUCAGAAAGGCCGAGAUUCUUCAUCUUCAGAAAAGGAUUUCCUUUCCAUUGCUCGAUCUGUGAUUCUUCGUUUCUUUCUCAUCCAGGUUUUUACUCUAAAAAGCAAUUCCAACGAGAAUAUAUAUAUAUAAAAAAAUGAGUGGUGCCGUUCUUGUGGCUAUUGCCGCUGCUGUUGGUAAUCUACUGCAAGGAUGGGAUAAUGCAACUAUCGCAGGUGCUGUUUUGUACAUAAAGAAGGAAUUCCACUUAGAAAGCCAACCCACUUUAGAAGGGCUGAUCGUGGCCACAUCACUGAUCGGAGCCACUCUGAUCACAACAUGCUCAGGAGCCAUAGCAGACUGGCUUGGCCGUCGUCCCCUGCUCAUAAUCUCUUCUAUUCUUUACUUUCUUAGUGGUAUUCUUAUGUUGUGGUCUCCUAAUGUUUACUUCCUUCUAUUGGCAAGGCUUUUGGAUGGUUUUGGUGUUGGUUUGGCUGUUACCCUUGUCCCCGUUUACAUAUCCGAGACAGCCCCACCUGAGAUUAGAGGCCUUUUGAAUACUCUCCCCCAGUUCGCUGGCUCUGGUGGGAUGUUCUUGUCGUAUUGCAUGGUGUUUGGCAUGUCUCUUUCGGAAUCCCCCAACUGGAGAUUGAUGCUUGGUGUUCUUUCUAUUCCUUCUGUUAUAUAUUUCCUUUUCACUGUUUUUUACUUGCCCGAAUCGCCUCGGUGGCUCGUGAGUAAAGGCCGGAUGCUUGAGGCCAAGAAAGUUUUGCAGAGGCUGCGUGGCCGAGAAGAUGUUGCAGGUGAGUUGGCUUUAUUGGUUGAGGGUCUUGGAGUUGGGGGUGAAACGUCCUUGGAGGAGUACAUAAUUGGCCCAGCUAAUGAGUUUAAUGAUGAGCAGGAUCCAUCUGAGGACAAGGAUCAAAUCAAGUUGUAUGGGCCUGAUCAAGGUCUCUCCUGGGUUGCCAAACCCGUCACUGGUCAGAGCACCACCCUUGGCCUUGUGUCUCGGCAUGGAAGCCUGGCAAACCAGAGCGGUCUUGUUGAUCCUCUUGUCACUCUCUUUGGCAGUGUUCAUGAAAAACUCCCGGAAACCGGAAGUAUGCGAAGCAUGCUCUUCCCACACUUUGGCAGCAUGUUCAGUGUUGGAGGUGGUAGCCAGCCUAGAAACGAGGAGUGGGACGAGGAGAGCCUCGCUAGAGAAGGCGACGAUUAUGCAUCUGAUGCAGAUGGUGGCAAUUCUGAUGACAACUUGCGUAGUCCAUUGAUAUCACGACAGACAACGAGCAUGGAGAAAGACAUGGUCGCGCCUGCUCAUGGAAGCCUCACAAGUAUGAGGCAGAGCAGUUUAGUUCAUGGUAAUGCCGGGGAACCGGUUGGGAGCACUGGAAUUGGUGGAGGCUGGCAAUUGGCAUGGAAGUGGACUGAGAGAGAAGGCGAAGAUGGUAAAAAGGAGGGAGGUUUCAAGAGGAUUUAUUUGCACCAAGAGGGUGUCCUUGGAUCUCGGCGAGGAUCUAUAGUUUCUCUUCCUGGUGGUGAUGUUCAAGUGGAGGGUGACUUCGUCCAGGCUGCUGCCCUGGUUAGUCAACCGGCUCUCUAUUCGCAAGACCUUAUGCGAGAGAAUCCAAUUGGACCGGCUAUGGUUCACCCGGCUUCAGCUGCGAAAGGUCCAAGUUGGAGAGAUCUUUUCGAACCGGGAGUCAAACAUGCUUUGUUUGUUGGCAUGGGAAUCCAAAUCCUUCAGCAGUUUGCUGGCAUCAAUGGAGUUCUCUACUAUACACCUCAAAUCCUUGAGCAGGCAGGUGUUGGGGUUCUCCUUUCGAACUUGGGACUUUCAUCAUCUUCUACAUCUUUACUUAUAAGUGGACUAACAACUCUCCUUAUGCUUCCUUGUAUCGCUGUUGCCAUGAGGCUUAUGGAUAUCUCUGGGAGAAGGAGUUUACUGCUCAACACAAUCCCUAUCUUGAUAGUGUCUCUUCUGGUCCUAGUCCUUGGGAGUGUUGUGAAUUUGGGCAAAGUUUUUCAUGCAACGAUCUCUACCGCCAGCGUUGUGCUCUACUUCUGUUUCUUUGUCAUGGGAUUUGGCCCAAUUCCUAAUAUCCUUUGCGCGGAGAUCUUCCCCACCCGAGUUCGUGGACUCUGCAUCGCCAUCUGUGCACUCACAUUUUGGAUCGGAGACAUCAUCGUCACCUACUCGCUACCCGUGAUGCUCAAGGCUGUUGGCCUUGCUGGUGUUUUUGGCAUGUAUGCAGUUGUGUGCAUCAUUUCAUGGGUCUUUGUUUUCUUGAAAGUCCCAGAAACCAAGGGCAUGCCUCUUGAAGUUAUCACCGAGUUCUUCUCCGUCGGUGCAAAGCAGGUUGCAGCUGCGAAGAACGAUUGAUUUCAAACUUAACAGAUCAAAAAAAAAAAAUUUUGACAGUUUGUUUUAUUUCCCUGGUCCUGUUUGAUAAUUUCUAAUUUCCUUCUGCGGUUUGGAAGUGGUAUUUUUAUUUUUAAUUUUUGUGUAGAAAGGAUCAUUUUCUUUAUUGGCUCAUUUGUCAUAUUUGGUAUGCAACAAACUGACGUCUUCUUUGGCGUGUCAUACUGUUUUUGGAGUUGAAAUUAUGGAGGGGAAGAACGUAGAUUUCUGCCUA